This is a messenger RNA of Opisthocomus hoazin, 1798 nucleotides long. It is a transcript of the gene LRRC31, whose product is annotated as leucine rich repeat containing 31. Lineage: Eukaryota; Metazoa; Chordata; Aves; Opisthocomiformes; Opisthocomidae. The record is from RefSeq and is a predicted model, not a curated record. Gene Ontology annotation, molecular function: protein binding.
AUGGAAGAGACAGGUGACAUUCAGAGCUGCCAUGAUAAGCAUGAAGAGGACAUCCCGAAGAGUUCCCCAUUUGACUUUGUUAUAAAACAGUUCAAAGGGAAGAGGUCCUCUCCUGGAAGAAGUAAAGAUCAGCCUUCAGCCAUCAAAAAAAUCUUCAGGGGCUUUGACUUUGGGAAAUCUGAAGGCAAGGACAGAAAGGAAAUUGAAGAAACAGAAAUAAACAUAGAAAUAAACAACUCUGGAGCUGAUGAUCAACGUGAGAAGCAAGAUCCCGCUGUAGAAGAUGGACUUUCACAUCUCAUUUCUGAAGCAGAAUCACCACCUGGUGAGCAGAGAUUUAACCAUUUCAUGCAGAAACUGGGAAAGAAAUCCAACAGCAAGAAUCUGGAUCUAAAUAAUUGUGCAUUAAAUGCAGCAGAUGUAACAGAGCUGGCUUCUUUACUGCCAUUUCUGCCACAGCUGGAAGUGAUCAGCCUGUCCUGGAAUGGUUGUGUUGGUGGGACUUUGAAAGCUCUCACUGUUCAUCUUCAUCAUGUGAACCUGUUAAAAGUCCUUCGACUUAGCAACUGCAGGCUGACAGCUGAGGAUGUCACCUCCUUAGGGGAGGCAUUUGACAUUGUUCCUCAGCUUGAAGAAUUGGAUUUAUCAUGGAACAGUAACAUAGGUGGAAAACUAUCACUCCUGACAAAGAAACUUCAGAAAGGAUGCAAGUUAAAACUUCUGAAAAUUACAGACUGUAACUUGACGGCAAAGGAUGGAGAAUCCCUUGCUGAAAUUCUAAAUGUGAUCCCAAACCUUGAAGUAUUAGAUCUCUCUAUCAACAAACAUAUCGGCUGCAGCAUGAAGGUUAUCGCUCAGGAUCUGAAAAAUGUGCCAGGCUUGAAAGAGUUAAACUUGCACAUGUGUGGGUUAAAGCAAGACAGCCUCCAGGGCUUAGAUACUGCUUUACAGCAUCUUGCCGAGCUAAGAAAAUUAGACAUAUCAUGUAACAAAGAGAUUGGUGGUGGCUUUAAAGACUCGACAGCUCAUUUGGCCAGCUUGAAAAAUCUCGAAGUCCUUGAUCUCCACCAGUGCUGCAUAACAGAAGCGGACAUGACCAUUUUGUCCCAGGUGAUACCUUUACUCUCCAGUCUUCAAGAGCUGAAUUUAUCCUCGAAUAGAAAUGUAGGAGUCUCAUCUGAUCCUCUUCUGGGCAGGCUCAGGUUUUUACCAAAGUUGAAAUCUGUGUCCAUCAGCAAUUGUGAUUUAGGCGAAGACUCGUUUUCAUCACUAGCUGAGGCUGCCCUUCACCUUCCUGAACUGGAGAUAUUAGACCUUUCUUGGAAUAAGUGCGUUGGUGGGAACCUAAAGCUGCUUUUGGGAGCACUAAAGCUUGCAACGGAGAUUCAAGUGUUAAGACUGAGCAGCUGUAACUUGGUGGCUGAAGAUUUGGCACUCCUAACAUUACUGACGCAGGACAGCCAUCUAGCCAGAUUACGGAAGCUGGAUUUGAGUUAUAAUAACAACAUCUCUGAUGAAGGGUGGGUCGUCUUCUGUCAGGGCUUAGUAGUAUUCAAAGAACUCUCAGAGCUGGACGUCAGUCUUCGCCCAUCGUCCUGCCGUGACUGUGGGAUGUGGUUCGGUGAGUUGUUAGCAGCCCUGACAAAGCUGCCGGCCCUGGCAGAGCUGGGGAUGCAAAGAUGGGUACUUUCAGAAUCGCAGCGAAAACAACUGGAAAGCUUUAAUCAAGACAACAAAAGAAACAUUCGUUUUGACUGUUGAUGGAGGUUGAAGGUUUCUGGAAGGCCUUUCACAAGCA